UCAAACAAUACAAUUAUUCAUCAUCUUUUCAAUAUUUUUCAUUUUUCAAAUAUCGAGCGAUGAUGAUCAUCGGUCACAGAGUGUUGAGAUUACUAUGAAUCGUGUUCUUAUCGAUUACAGUUAUGGUUUUUGAUUCAUCGCACACUUGAAAAAAAUAUCUUCCCGAUUAUUCCAUAGCAGAGGCCUGUAAUUGAAUUACAGAGUACGAGCUUGUCAAAGUCAUGGGUGCUGGGAAUUUUGGAGUGGCUAAGGCUCACGAGAGUCAAAAAAUCCAAAGAACUCGUUGCUAUGAAAUUGAUGAGAACUUGGCGAGAGAGAUUAUUAAUCAUAGAUCACUUCGUCAUUCUAAUAUAAUCAGGUGGUUUUGACACCAACGCAUAGCCACUUCUAUGGAAGAUGUUGCUGGCGGUUAGUUAUCUACAGCGCUGGAAGAUUCAGUGAGUGCUUCUUCUGGUCAUUUUAAAGUCAUGAUUGGUGUACAAAAAUGAUAAAUUUGUAGAGUUAUAUGUUGCCUGAGAUUAGUUGAGAGGAGGAAAGAGGAAUAUGUGUUUGUAAUCGUUUAAGGCUGCUUCUAGGAUUAUGAUUGUUGUUUUUUGCAGACCUUUGUUUUUACAUGCAAGAUAUGUUUUCCAGCAGCUUAUAUUGUACCUGAGGUUCUUUCUCGCAGAGAGUUCGAUGGCAAGAGUUGCAGGAAAACAUCAUAAAACUUUUUGAUCAGCCUAUUGCAGCAGAGAAGAUAAAGAGAGUUGUUCAAACAGAUCUUGAUAGACUAAGGAGCUGCAAAGAAUUUGACUUGGUAUAGUCAAGAAAAAGGGACGCUUUGAUGAAGCAACUGAGGUUACGGUAUCGCCCUCUCUCUCAUAAAAAACACAGCCAAAAAGCUUAUUACAAUCAUAACAAGAAAAACACUAACGCACGAAAACAAAAAAACGUAAACACAACCCAAACAAAAAAAUUCAUAAAACACACACAAAGAAAAUGCAAAAAUGCAAAAACGAAUUCCAAAACUUCACCAUCACACACAAACUCCACGUUCACAUAAACUUAACCAUCACACAAACUCCACGUUCACAUUAGGUCCACGUUCACAUUAACUCCACGUUCACACAAGUUCACGUUCAUACAACUUCAUGUUCGCAUAAACCGCACUACUUCACGUUCACAUAGAGUUUGCUACUCUGCUGCAACACAUAGGAUAUGUGUGAUUGUAUUUGGCUCAGUACACUCCAGUCUCUUGGACUUCAACCAAGACAACUCAGUUUUAAGACAACUGGUUCAGAAACGUCAUGUACAUCAGGCGAUCCAAAUAUUCUCUUCUAUGCCAACAUUUAUUUUGCAGAAUUAUAAUAUCUCAAGAGGAACGAGAGCAGCAAAAAUGAACAAAUGGCUGGUGGACGUAGACCAAGGUACAUUUUCAUCAUCUGCAUCUGUUAUUUUCCUCUUUGUUUCAAGUGUGGUUGAACAAAACGUUUGUAUUUUAUUUGCUCUAUGUGAUUCUGUUUAUGUGACUUACUAAUAAAGGUCACUGAUUUCAAGAGAAAUAGAUGAAGCUUUGCUAUAACUGGUAGCUUCCAACAAUGCCUUACAUGUCAAUAUUAUGUGAGUUGAGAAAGCAACCAAAUGUCGACAGGGAGGAUUCUGGAAAUUAUAUAUAUAUUUAUGUAGCUUGUAUUAACUUAUUUCUUCUUUAAACCAGCUUUUCAGUAAGAUUAGAGGAUCAUUUCCAGAUGCUCAUGAAUGAUUAGGAAUAUAACUUCGUGUGAGCCUAGUGAUGUAUCUAUUAAGGAGUUGGUAAAACCUAAAGAGGCUUGUAUUAGGGAUCUAAGGAGGUGCCAGAUUUUAUGUUUAAUCUAGAAUAUUUAAAGUUCUGAAAGCAAGGAAAUAACUUGACUAGGUAUGUCCCAUGACCUCUUAGGAAAAGAACAAUGGCUAGUGAGGACUUGCACUGAGAGAUGGUUCACUCAUGCGUCUCCUACUCUCUUCAACGCUGGAACUCCAAGGCCUCAAAUGAUCGCAUUGAUGAAACACUCAAAAGAGUGUGCUGUUAUAAGCAAAUCUGCUGGCGGUAUUGGUGUUUCAGUUCAUAACAUUCGUGGCACAAAUGGAACAUCUAAUGAUAUUGUUCCAAUGCUGCGUGUAUUCAAUGCUACUGCUCGUUAUGUUGACCAAGGAGGCAAGAGAAAGGGAGCCUUUGAUGUAUACCUGGAGCCAUGGCAUGCUGUUGUCUUUGAGUUUCUAGAGUUGCGGAACCAUGGGAAGGAAGAACACAACGGUAGAGACUUGUUUUAUGCUCUCUGGGUUCCAGAUCUUUUCGUGGAGAGGGUCCAGAGCAAUGGGCAGUGGUCACUGUUUUGUCUAAACGAAGCUCCGGGUUUGGAAGAUUGCUGGGGCACUGAAUUUGAGACACUAUACACGAAGUAUGAAAGACAGGGAAAGGCCAAGAAGGUUGUUCUGGCGCAGCAGCUUUGGUUUGAAAUACUGAUAUCCCAGGUAGAAAUAGGAACAACAUACAUGCUUUUCAAGGAUUCAUGUACCAGAAAAAGUAAUCAGCAAAAUCUGGGAACAAUAAAGUCAUCCAAUUUAUGCACUGAAAUCAUUGAGUACACAAGUCCAACAGAAACUGCUGUGUGAAAUUCGUAAGGGAGAAGGUGAGUAGGAAACUGGCUUGCCGGUUCUCUAAAUUGAUUUAUGAUGCUAAGGUAAAUUGAACCAUGUUUCUUUAGUAUUUUGCUUAUCUGCUCUCUGCGUAUUUAAUCGUCAUAAUUUUCAUGGUUUCAUGUGAAAUUUAUCUGUCGUUUGAAAAUUUGUCCAGGUUAAAGCACUAGUGUUUACUAACUCUUACAUAAUGCUAUAAUUGAAUCUCUAUUUUUUUAGGACUAACAACACUUAAAAUUAAAAAUUUUGUGGAUAUGGCACAGCCAAUCAGAUCCUUGCUAAGGAGCAUCACGGAAUUUUGGUUUAGCCAAGAAUAAGUGACCCUUGGAUGACGUACGUAACUGAGUUACGGUUAAACUUAACAUAAAAACACGAACCACGACCAAAACUACACAAAUUCAAUUAAAAAAGAUGCAAAAUUAAACUUCACAAUUUCACGAUCACAUAAACUCCACAAUUUCACUAUCACAUAAACUUCACAACUUUAAGAUUGCAUAAACUCCACAAUUUCACAAUCACAUCAACUACACGAUUACAUAAACUCCAAGAUUUCACGAUCACAUACUAUUUCACGAUCACAUAAAAUCCACAACAUUAAGAUUGCAUAAACUCCACAAUUCCACGAUCACAUAAUCUCUACGAUUUCUCGAUCACAUAAACUCUACAAUCUUACGAUCACAUAAACUCCACAAUUUCAAGAUCACAUAAACUACGCAUCACCACGAUCACAUAAACUCCACAAUUUCACUAUCAUGUAAACUUCACGAUUUCACGAUCACAUUAACUCCGCGUCGCCACGAUCACAUAAACUCCACAAUUUCACCAUCUUCCUCAAUUUCACGAUCACAUAAACUCCACAAUUUCACGUUCACAUAAACUCCACAGUUUCACGUUCACAUAAACUCCACAAUUUCACGAUCAGAUAAACUACAGAUCAGCAUGAUCACAUAAACUCCACAAUUUCACCAUCCUCCACAAUUUCACGAUCAUAUUAACUCCACAAUUUCACGAUCAUAUUAACUCCACGUAGCCACGAUCACAUCAACUCCACAAUUUCAUGAUCAUAUAAACUCCACAAUUUCACGAUCACACAAACUCCACAAUUUCACGUUCACAUCAACUCCACAAUUUCAUGAUCAUAUAAACUCCACAAUUUCACGUUCACAUAAACUCCACAAUUUCACGAUCACAUAAACUACGGAUCAGCAUGAUCACAUAAACUCUACAAUUUCACCAUCCUUCACAAUUUCACGAUCACAUAAACUUCACGAUUUCACGAUCACAUUAACUCCACGUAGCCAUGAUCACAUCAACUCCACGAUUUCAUGAUCAUAUAAACUCCACGUCGCCUCUAUCACAUAAAUUUUGCUUUGCCUUGCAACAGUUUCAGUUUAUAUUGUCUUUUCGAUGUUUUUCUUAGCAUCGUGACUUGUAUCAUUGUGACUUUAAUCUUAUUUAGAUAUCUCCAUUCUUGUAAUAUUUUAUUGUUAUCAAUUAUUACACUGCUUAUAUAUUAUUUACUUUAGUUUUUAAAGUA
Molecule: messenger RNA, 4192 nt
Organism: Capsella rubella
Lineage: Eukaryota; Viridiplantae; Streptophyta; Magnoliopsida; Brassicales; Brassicaceae
Product: ribonucleoside-diphosphate reductase large subunit
Exons: 16
Coding region: 1897-2631 (244 amino acids)
Biological process (GO): deoxyribonucleotide biosynthetic process
Cellular component (GO): ribonucleoside-diphosphate reductase complex
Molecular function (GO): ATP binding; ribonucleoside-diphosphate reductase activity, thioredoxin disulfide as acceptor
Source: RefSeq, a predicted model, not a curated record